CUGAAGUGAACGAAUAGAAGUUUCAGUUGAUCGCUCGCACUUUUGAGAUUCGAACACGUUCAUAGAAAUGACGCAGGCCUAUUCAUUUGUAUACGUUUGCCUCGUGCUGACAGUUGCAUGGAUCAUUGGUUCUGCAAGUGGGAAACCGAUUCAAGUGUUGAAAAAUAUUCCCGGAUUUAUUCCAGUUUACAUAAGACAUGGGAAUGAACCACUGGAGGAGAUAAAUCCAUCAUUAGCUGAAGCAUUUCACGAGGAAAAAAAUAAUAUGAACGUGAUUCCCAUCGAGGAACAACACGUCUCGAAACUCGACGGUAGAAUCCCGAAGAAUAUUAUACCGCCAAUUCCCCAUAUAGGAUUAAAUAAAGAGAAACGCGAGAUCCUCUAUUCAACAUUCCAAGAAUAAUGAGGGAGAAAGAAAAGAAAGAAAUAGUGACGUAGCUCCAAAAGAUCUUCGAGGACACGACCAUGAGAUCAAGUAAUUCGUCAUCUCCUGUACCUACCAGAUGGGAAUGAAGUGAACGUCAGACUAAAGUCGUCUUUUUUAUAGCAACCAAUGUUUUUCAUCAUCGUUGAAUCGUCUUUUUCCACAUAGAUUUUACAUUCUAUAAUAUACAGGUACACUCGACAAUUUGAAUUAUUUCCCGUUUGGAGCCUCUGCGUGUCCUACAAAAAAUUCAAUUUGAGUUCCAUCUGAUUAUAUUUCUGUAAUAUUAACCCUAGAUUGGUCACCAUCGGAGGGAAACGCCGCAGCGCGUGCUUUUGCAUCCAAAUGAAAGCUUUGUAAUCGUUCAAAUUUAAGUUGCCAAUUCUUUGUAUUAGGGUAACUUAAUGUGGUCUCAAAACUCCGAAUAUACGUUUUUUAAGUAGUGUCUCUCUAAAUUUCUUUAUAAGAGAUCUAUCGAAUUUCAUGAAUCUUCCAUGAAUAUAGACUAUAAUAAGCUCUAUUCAUUGGCACCAAUUAAAAUUUAAUUUUUGACACAGAUUCGAAAAAAUUGCUAUUUUUCCAAGUAUCCUUUUUUCAACGAUCACUAAAAACAUUGUUAUCAAAACAUAUAAAAAUUCAAAGAGAAUUAGAAUUUAGCGAGAAACAAUGCCGCACCGCCCAGCCAGGAUUCGAACCCGGCUCUCUCAGUUACGCGCUGGACACUCUCCCAACUAAGCUACCGGGUACUUAAUUAUGGCUCGAAAAAUUGAAAAAAAAUUUUGCCUUACAUACAUUCACCCCCCCCCCCCAACCACCCACCCACAGACAAACAGACAUGUCUUCAAAAAAUUCAUAUAAAGAUUCGAUGAAUCAUGAAACGUGGGGAUAUCAUUAGAUUUCCAAUCUUAAUUUCCUGGCACAUUACAAUAACUGCCUCCCUUCACCAUACCAUUGAUUCGCUGAGCGGAAAGAUUCUAAAAAAUUUGAGGUCAUCAAUUGAAAUGUCUAGAAAAUGAUAUCAUGAAAACAAAUUAUUUCGAACA
Diachasma alloeum is the source of this 1467-nucleotide messenger RNA. RefSeq lists its product as uncharacterized. The coding region runs from base 68 to 403 and encodes 111 amino acids. The transcript is spliced from 3 exons. The record is from RefSeq and is a predicted model, not a curated record. NCBI's taxonomy places the organism in Eukaryota, Metazoa, Arthropoda, Insecta, Hymenoptera, Braconidae.